Molecule: messenger RNA, 1971 nt
Organism: Archocentrus centrarchus (flier cichlid)
Lineage: Eukaryota; Metazoa; Chordata; Actinopteri; Cichliformes; Cichlidae
Gene: apex2
Product: APEX nuclease (apurinic/apyrimidinic endonuclease) 2
Exons: 6
Coding region: 188-1879 (563 amino acids)
Biological process (GO): base-excision repair
Cellular component (GO): nucleus
Molecular function (GO): DNA binding; endonuclease activity; DNA-(apurinic or apyrimidinic site) endonuclease activity
Source: RefSeq, a predicted model, not a curated record
UUUUCUACCGAGGCGUAAGGAUUAAAAAUUAAAGCCUCGAAUAAAAUAACUGUAAAGAAAUAAAGAAAGAUUAGUGAGGGAAUACACUUCCGCUUGUACCGUUCGCGCCUUCCGCUUUUCUUCCGGAUGUGCACAUUUCGGCUGGUAGGAGCAGUGUUUCUGCUCCAGUCAGGUGCAGUUUUACACAAUGAAGGUCGUUACUUGGAACAUAAACGGCAUCAGGGCUUUCAGAGGCGGCAUAAAAAAGGCGCUUGACUCCCUGGACGCAGAUGUUAUCUGUAUUCAGGAGACAAAAGUGACGCGAGACUUGCUAGAUGAAAGGAUUGCUAUUGUUGACGGCUACAACUCCUAUUUCAGCUACAGCCGCGGACGCAGCGGCUACUCAGGGGUUGCUACUUACUGUAAGGACAGUGCCACUCCAUUUGCUGCUGAGGAGGGUCUCACUGGUCUGCUGACCAACCACAAAAGUGCUGUUGGAUGCUACGGUGAUCACAGCGAGUUUUCAAGUGAGGAUCUGCAGCUGCUGGACAAUGAAGGACGUGCUGUAAUCACACAACACAGAGUAAAUUGUCAGGAUAAAGAGAAAACCCUUACUGUUAUUAAUGUAUACUGUCCGAGGGCUGACCCUGAAAAGCCUGAGAGAAAACAGUUCAAACUACAGUUCUACAAUUUGCUUCAGAGUCGAGCUGAAGCUGUACUCAAAAAUGGAAGCCAUGUGAUUGUUUUAGGAGACAUAAACACAUCUCACAGACAAAUAGACCACUGUGACCCCAGUGAAAUUGAUGAUUUUGAUGAAAACCCUGGGAGGAAAUGGCUGAAUGGCUUUUUGCACAGUGACGAAAAAGAAGAGGGUAGCGAUGAGGAGGAACAUGAUGAAGAAUGCGAGGUAACAGAUCCGCUCCACAGUGGAAAAUUUGUGGAUACGUUUCGCUUUUUCCACCCAACUCGCAUCAGCGCCUUCACGUGUUGGUCCACUCUCACUGGAGCCCGGCAGACCAACUAUGGCACACGCAUCGAUUACAUAUUUGCUGACUGCCAGCUGGCCAAGGAACAGUUUGUAGCAGCAGAUAUCAUGCCAGAGGUGGAGGGUUCAGAUCACUGCCCUGUGUGGGGGCAACUGAGCUGCUCUCUCAUUCCCAGUCCCAAGCCUCCUCCCCUCUGUACUCGCUACCUGCCAGAGUUUGCAGGUAAACAGCAGAAACUCUCACGCUUCCUCGUUAAGGUGGACCAAAGAUCAGCUCAGUCUGAGCAGAAGAGUGAUUUACCUGGCUCUCAAGAAGAGGGGGAAAGGAGAGAGAAUUUAAACCCAUCUGGAGCUGCAAACUUCUCUGGGAAAAAACGGUUAUUGGCAUCAGACUCUGUUGCCCCGAAGGGAAAAAAGACUAAGACAGUAAAUGCUUCUUCAAAGCCUCAGGGCAACCUCCUUUCCUUUUUCAAACCCAAACUCACAAACGUCAACCAAUGUGAAGAAACACUAAAGCUGGAUGAAGGUGGCAAACCAUCUAUAACUGGAGAUGUGGUCUCAGUCACAGACACCAAAUCUGAAGAUUCUGAGCUCACCUCUAAUGGUUCAUCACAGCGGUGCUCCACAGCUGAAACUGAUCAACAGAUGAAGACAAUACAUUCGACCCCUCAGCCCACUGUGAGGCAGUCAGAUGCAAAGAAAGGGACAUCGUCAGUGUUUUGGAAGUCAGUGCUUCAUGGACCACCUGCACCACCAUGCUGUAAAGUCCAUGGGGAACCUUGUGUUCUUCGUACUGUAAAAAAGGAGGGGCCAAACAUGGGCAAACAGUUUUUUGUGUGUGCACGUCCUCAGGGACAUGCUUCCAAUCCUGAGGCUCGAUGCAAUUUUUUCGCAUGGGUUGACAGAGCAAAGUGACAUGUUUACGUUGAGGACCAUGACCAUUUAUAGGAUUACUACACAGUUGUCUUGUCAUUUCACAUAUUUUAAAUGUUGACUACCGGUAUUUG